Molecule: messenger RNA, 1808 nt
Organism: Chlamydomonas reinhardtii
Lineage: Eukaryota; Viridiplantae; Chlorophyta; Chlorophyceae; Chlamydomonadales; Chlamydomonadaceae
Exons: 7
Coding region: 101-895 (264 amino acids)
Biological process (GO): protein folding; protein import into mitochondrial matrix
Cellular component (GO): PAM complex, Tim23 associated import motor
Molecular function (GO): protein-folding chaperone binding; adenyl-nucleotide exchange factor activity; protein homodimerization activity
Source: RefSeq, a predicted model, not a curated record
AUUCCUUUACUACGCAAGCCCAUCGACCCAAUUACACGCGAAACCGUGACGACGUCGUCGUGUGCUGAUCCAUCGGGCUGCGUAAGCGAUUACGUUCACAAUGACUUCCCUGCUUCGCGUGGGAGCUGCAGUGCUUCGCACAUGCCGGCUCGAAGUCUCGCCGCUGAUGUCGGCGCAGAGCGGCCUCGCGAUGCCGACUUCGCGACCCAUCCUGCAGUGGUCUCGCUGCUUUGCGACUGAUAAGGAUGAGAAGAAGGAUGUCUCGGGGGCUUCAUCUGAUCAGGCUGCGGCCGGCGAGGAGAAGCCCAGCACUUCGGGGGCUGAUGGAGCCGACGCAUCUGCCGAUGGGGAGCCCUCGGCGCAGGAGCUUAUGUCGCAGCUGAAGGCGAAGGAGGACCACGCCACCAAGCUGACGCAGCAGGUGGAGACUCUGACGGACAGCCUCAAACGCACGCUGGCGGAGAUGGAGAACCUCAGAGCGCGCACCGCCCGCGAGGUGGACGUCAGCAAGAAGUUCGCCAUUCAGGGCUUCGUCAAGUCGCUCCUGGACGUGCCGGACAACCUGGAGCGCGCCGCGAGCGUGGUGCCGAGCGAGGCGCUCAAGGAGGACGGUGGGGUGCCGCCCGAGAAGCUGCGCAACCUGCUGGCAGGGCUGCUGGAGGGCGUGCGUGCCACCGAGAGCAUCCUGCACAAGGUGCUCAAGCAGAACGGCGUGGAGCGCUACGACGCCGCGGGGCAGCCCUUCGACCCCAACCUGCACAACGCGCUGUUCGACAUCCCCGACCCCACCAAGGAGAACAACACCAUCGCUGUGGUCACCAAGAAAGGUUACAAGUUGAAUGACCGCGUCAUUCGGCCGGCGGAGGUUGGCGUCGUCCGGAACGUCAGUUCUUAGUUGGCUCAAGAUGCGAGCAACGCACAGUCAGCACCAUCCGUCACUGGCGGUGAAAAUGGGGACCGCGGUGCCAUGGACCGUGCUGCCAAAGUGAGCGCGCAGGCGCGGGCAACGCAGUAUCGCAUUGCCCACAUGGCGAACCUAUGCGGCAUGUAGCUGGGAGGAGUGUGCCGCCAAACACUACAAAAAGGAUUAGCAGCACUGCCGUUGCGGCGGCGCGGGCGGCGCUACUUAAGCCACUGGCUGCGCGGGCAGCAGGUGGGCGGGCGCGGGCUUCUUAGCAGCUUCGUUGUACUUGGUGGAGCUGUACUUCUUCCAGACGGCGGUCAGGCUGCUGGUGGGCGCCUUCUGCAUCAGCUCCGCCAGCUGCAUGGCCACGGGUGUGACCUCCUCCUGGGUGUAGCCGCAGUGCUUCUCCAGGGCGCGAGGGUAGCAAUCGGCCUUCUCGUACGCGCACAUGGACACAUGCAGCGCGGCGACGGCGAUGAGGGAGUAGUUGUUCUUGAGCAUGCCGGCGUCGACCUGCGCCAGCUCGAUGAGGUAGCUGGACAGCAUGGUCACGUCCUUGUCGAAGUGCAUGUUGGCGGCCUUCAGGUCGCGUGCCAGGAAGUUGUAGGUGGUGGGGAGAGUGAGGUGGAACUUGAGGGUGUUGAGCAUGACCUUCUCCAUGCCCAGGAUCUGCUCCUUGGUGUAGGCGCGGUCCGAAAUGUAAACGAAGUCGCGGACCUCGGGUGCCCAAAUCUCCUCGUACUUGGACGCGAUCAGCAUGGCGGUCACGCCGACCUGGGGGUAGCAAGGGCACAAGGGGCAGGAAGUGGUUCAGUGCAGCAGACCGGUUCGCAGGUAGCUGGGUGGUGCUGGAGGACCCGCUGGGGUGCACAAUUGCAAACACGGAGACUCCCAAUCUAGCCCC